AACAGGAAAUAGACAAGUAACUGCGUAUUACUGCGACCGAAAACUGCAAAACAAAACCCUCGUCCUCUGCUGUUGUUAUUCUUCCACACAAAUAGACAUCAAUAACCCGAGGAUUAAGGCUUUUAUAAGCCUUGGAAUUCUCCUCAAGUUCUGAUUCAAUAGCUGGGAUGCAUAAUUUCCCUCUAAAUUUUAGCUUGUUUAAUGGCAGGUAUUGGAAAUUUCACAGUAAAAAGGAAGAGAUAUUUAUUAGACAUAGAAAUCCAUUAAGCAACAGGCGAAGAUUAUUUACGCGGUCGUAAGUAUCUGCAAGGGAGGUUUGUUUUGUUGUUGUUUUUUUACAUUUGAAGGUAACGUUAAUAGAGCGCUGUUUUUUCUCGAAAUUGAGACAUUUAUUAUAUAUGUGCUUCUAUAGGGGGCAUCGAAGUAGAGAUUAUUCGAUUUUAACCCAAUAUUGGCUUCUUAUUAAUAAUAUUCGGUUUGUACCAAUCUCCAAACUAACGUGCUAAUCGUUGUUUAGGUUUGGCGUAACGGCAGAAUAAGUGGUCGAUGGUUGUUUAUCAAAGGACAUCUAGUGUUAGUAAAGAGUUGUUGCAGUUCUGUCAAAAUAUAUUAUAGUUAAAUAAACCAUGAAGCUCCUGGAAAACUCAAGUUUUGAGGCUAUGAACAGUUUGCUCACUAUUGAAACGGGAGACUGCAAGAUAAUUGGACGUAUUGAGAGCUACUCCUGUAAGAUGGCUGGUGACGACAAGCAGAUGUUUAAGCAGUUUUGUCAGGAGGGGCAGCCGCACGUGCUGGAGGCUCUGUCUCCUCCGCAGAGCUCCGGAAUCAGCCCCAACAAAUUUAGUCAGAGUUUGGAAGAUGGGGAGGGUCCUCUCUCGGAUAAGUGCAGCAGAAAGACUCUCUUUUACUUGAUCGCCACUCUCAAUGAAUCCUUCCGGCCAGACUAUGACUUCAGUCGCACCAAAGGCCAUGAUUUCAGCAAGGAGCCCAGUGUUAAUUGGGUGUUUAAUGCAGUGAACAGCAGUUUGUCUGCUGCUGCGGGUGAGGUGUACAGUCACCUACAGCCUCAGUUAUGGGAAGCGCUUGACAAGGAGAUCAGCCUUGCUGAAUGUGACAUAUACAGUUACAAUCCUGACCUGGAUUCAGACCCAUAUGGAGAAGAAGGCAACCUGUGGUCCUUCAACUACUUCUUUUAUAACAAAAGACUGAAGAGGAUUGUGUUCUUCACAUGCCGUUCUGUCAGUCUUUUCAUGGCUCCUCGAGACUCUGGCAUCAGCACAGAAUUGGAUCUGGAAUUGGAUGAGGGCAGCUAUGAGGAAGAGGAAGAGGGGAACAUGGAUGAAGAGAGGAAUGGUGCACUGUGUGCCUGGUGAAGCCCUCAUUUCUGUCCUCUGAAGACGCAAUCUCUUGCCUGAGUUUUCAUGCCUGUCAUUCUUUUCUGUUUUUUAUGUGUUCAAUUUUAUAUUGUUGGUCAUUUCUUAGGAAUGAGGAGAGGUUGUAAUCCAGAGAUUUUCAAGUGCUGGUUAUUGCACUUUAACAUUUUCCGUUACUUCAUUGCAUUCACUAGACUUACUUCUAACACCGCCCUUUGAGGGAACCAGUGUGAUGUGUGUUAGCAUAUUUUUACUCUCUUGCUUUUUUAAAAUCUCAAAUGAGGUCCUUUUUAUUUGUCUCUGAGUGUAAGUUGAAUUUUGCAAGUUUUAUUCUCCCUCACUUUCCCUCUCAACCCUGUUCAAUAUUUUCAGUAGUUUUUAUGUCUCCAUAAAUGUCACAGUAUUUCCACUAGGUGGCAUAUUUCAACAUCUCAUCAUCUUUGCUUCCUGCCUCUAGUUACUCUUUUUGAGCAUAGUUCAGAUUUAAUUUUUUAAAUCCAGUUGUGGACAUGUGCUCAUAACUCAAAAUUUUCCUAGUUUUCACUUUCUUUUUAUAAAUGAUAAAAUAACUAAAUAUUUGUGUUUGUUUUUAACCCUUAAUACAUUUUCUUCAACUUUUUUUUUUUUAAAACAUUGCCCAGUAGAUUUAUUAAUGUUGACCUACGGAUCAACUUCCCUUUUUAGUUUCGCCCCCAAAGCUAUUAAAAACGUGAAAGAAAAACAAUGAUGGGUCUGUAAAGUUUAAUUUUCAUAAAGCUUUUUAUUUGUCGUUACUGGUUUUUAUUUGGAUUUCGCAACUUUUGUGAGGUGUAGAACGUGAAGUGAACAUAGCAGUUCCACUUUCUUCUGUGAAGACCUGCUUGUGGUGAUUGAAUUUACGUUGUCUGACAACGCAUUUGACUAUAAAGGCAAAAAUUCUGUGUUUAUAGCUGUUGUGGAAAGAUAUUAUGGUAGAUAUUAUGACCUAUAAGACUGGGUGUUAGUGAACUAUAUUGCAUCCCGUUUGACAUCGUACAGCUUGAUCGGUUUCAUCUACUGUGGCUUGAAUACUUCCUCAUGAUGAGCUCUGUAGUUUGUAUUGUCCUGUCCACUGUUAUGUUGGAGGGCUUCUUGAAUAUCUGGCCAUAUGUGGUGAAAUCACAAUCUUUCUGAAUUCCUUUUCCAUUUUAGAUUUGACUGUGACCCAUCCAUGUUUGUAAUUUCAAGCACUUUGAUAUAUUAUAAAGUUGAGCCAGUAUAAGAACAGAGAUGCAAGAUCAUCUUUUGUUGUUAAUUGCAUACAUUAUUUCUACAAAUUGUUUUAGAGUAUAGUCCUACAAAAGUACCAGGAUGCAUUAACAUGUCCUUCUUGGCAGCUUAAAACAUUUGUAUAAAUUUCUUUUUAAAGAGCAUUUGUGUUAUUUCCUAAAUGCUGUGUCAAAUAAAUAUCUACUGACUUAAUGUGCACCGAUUGGGAUUUUUAUUGGGGAAAAAAAACCUUGCUGGGCGCCAAAAGUACUGCUGUACAGUUCUAGGCUGAAUGUCAACAUGAUUAUUUUAGCAUCAUUAAUCAGACCACAUCUAGUAAUGAAUCCUUGAACAGCAGCAAAGCAAUACAGUAUCAUUUUUCAUUUUAUUUGUACUGGCAACAACACAAUACUUGUUUGUGGGUACGUCACCCCUUGAAACAACAACAACACAUGUAGUGUCCAAUUCUCGCUAGUGACAAAAACAUAUCUACAAAAUGACAAGUACUUUACCAAGAAAAAAAAAAAAGGGUCAAAGCAUUGCAUGCAGGCAUCACAAACGAUAACGUAUGUAAAGCCUUUGUUUAGCUCGACAGGCACACCUCUAAACCAUUAUAUGGACGUUUCCUGUGGCGCGUGACGUGCCCCACUUCCCUUCAGGGUCAAACCUGCUCUACAGCACAAAUACAUAGUUUAACAGACAUUUACAAAAGA
Pimephales promelas (fathead minnow) is the source of this 3313-nucleotide messenger RNA. RefSeq names its product MAF1 homolog, negative regulator of RNA polymerase III a (gene maf1a). Gene Ontology annotation, cellular component: nucleus. Gene Ontology annotation, molecular function: RNA polymerase III core binding. Gene Ontology annotation, biological process: negative regulation of transcription by RNA polymerase III. The record is from RefSeq and is a predicted model, not a curated record. Lineage: Eukaryota; Metazoa; Chordata; Actinopteri; Cypriniformes; Leuciscidae.